AUGCUGGGUGUCCUACGCUCUCCUCUGGGCCCGAUAACAGCCACUUUCUUUGAUGAUCCGCGACGCCUGUCAGAGAAGAGCUUCUGGGCAGGCACAGUUGACGAUCAGAUGAAACUGCUGCAGAACUGUUGGAGUGAGCUGCUGAUCCUGGACCAUGUGUUCCGGCAGGUGGUACACGCCAAGGAGGGCUCCAUUCUCCUGGUCACCGGCCAACAGGUGGACUAUGCAGUGAUCGCGUCUCAAGCUGGGGCCACCCUAAACAACCUGCUGAGCCACGCCCAGGAGCUGGUGGGAAAACUACGCUCACUACAGUUCGACCAGCGGGAGUUCGUCUGCCUCAAGUUUCUCGUGCUCUUCAGUCUGGCAAACAACAUCAGCUUCUUCAUCCUCAAUCCGGGCCUUCAGCGGCGGGAGCGAGGGGUUGUAGAUUUGCUGCAGGAAGGGAGGAAGGAAAACGAGGCAGACGUGGAGAUGGGAAAAGGAAAGAGAGAGGACGAGGGUGGGAACCGGCUGCAGUAA
Molecule: messenger RNA, 519 nt
Organism: Knipowitschia caucasica
Lineage: Eukaryota; Metazoa; Chordata; Actinopteri; Gobiiformes; Gobiidae
Source: the annotation of a GenBank genome assembly